Messenger RNA from Rhagoletis pomonella (apple maggot), 2233 nucleotides. RefSeq lists its product as uncharacterized. The coding region runs from base 207 to 1508 and encodes 433 amino acids. Lineage: Eukaryota; Metazoa; Arthropoda; Insecta; Diptera; Tephritidae. The transcript is spliced from 6 exons. Gene Ontology annotation, cellular component: cytoplasm. Gene Ontology annotation, molecular function: protein kinase binding; phosphatase regulator activity; enzyme inhibitor activity. The record is from RefSeq and is a predicted model, not a curated record.
UUGCGCUGUGGAAAAAAACAAAAUUGUUCCGUGGAUUCAUGCCAAUUUGUGUAGACCGCAAUAAUUCGGCGUUCUUAUAGAAUAUUUCCAAAAUAGUACUAACUCGUAACAGCUGAAAAUCGUUUUGUGGUAUUUUUAUUGCGCCAGCCAGCCAACGACCUUUUUAACUCUGCGCGCACACAAAAAGCCUUCGCAGGUUCGCUGUAAUGUCUUUUCGUUCACGUUCACGCGCCUCCCAGCCGCUAGCUGGCUCUUCGCAUCGUCGUUCGCUCUCCAGUUCGCGUGCCACCUCUGCUUCGGGUGUGGGCGGCAGCGGCAGUGCCUACAACUACAAUGGCAGCAAUUACAAUAGCAAUCACCCAAAUGGAUAUAGCUCCAGUUCGCGUCCUUUGAGCACCGGUUACUAUCAGAAUGGCGUUGGCGCUGGCACAUCGUCGUCUUCGGCGGCAUCGUCUUCCUCCUACUAUCAGAGCCCGUAUGCGAGCAUUUAUGGUUCGCGUGACAAUCUCUACAGCACGGCCGGAAGUCGCGCAGCCGGUGGUGGUAGUGGUGGUGGCAGUUCCUACUAUUCGAACGGUAAAAGCGCUGGAAGUGGUGGUGGUGGCGGUGGGGCCAGUGGUUAUGAAUCGCGUUACCUUUCGAAUCCCUACAGUAGCGAUCGCUAUAUGAGUCCCUACACUAGCUACGACAAUGGCGUGACUACGGCUUCGCUCAGCUUGAAUAUGGGUAGCGGUGCUGGCAAGUCCAACUCCUUCAAAGGUAGCUCCAGUUCAUCGUAUAGAAGCACGCCAAGCAGCGCACGCUCAGCGCCAAGUCUGCUGAAGACUAAAUCGAUCUCCAAUUCGAAUAGCAAUUUGAACUCCUACGGCGGCAGCACCGCAUCAGCAUCCGGUGGUUCAAUGGCGGCAGCUGUUAAUAGUAGCAGUGUAGCGGCGAUGGCGGCAUUAGUUGGACGUAGUAAUUCCUUGCGCGAACAGGAACGCAAGUCGCGUAAUCGUUCACGUUCACGCAGUGCAGCGCAACGUUCGUUGAGCGCAUCUUCGGAGAAGAGUGAAGGUUAUGAAAGUGGCGGUGAACGUGCCGCUUCGCGUUCACGUUUAGGCAGUACCACCACCUCCAGCUCGAACUCCGCGACAGAUGAAAAUAAAGCACGUGAUAAGUCAGAGAAUGGCGAAGCCAUCGACUACAAGGCUCUAUGGGAGGCUGCAAAAUUGGAGAACGACAAACUAAAACAGCAAUUAAAGAAGAAGGAUGAAGAAAUCGUACAAAGUAGAGCAACACUCGAAAGAAUUACAAACGCAACAACUAAAAACUCACUCUCAGAGCUCGAAAAACGCGAAAGGAGAGCAAUGGAACGCAAACUUUCCGAAAUGGAAGAAGAGUUAAAGCUAUUGCAGAAGCUUAAGACUGAGAAUGAGCGUUUGCGUGCGGAGAAUCGUGCUCUCACGCGUGUCGUAUCCAAGUUGACCUCCUCAGCUCAGAGUCAACUAGCUAAAAAAUCAAAAUAAUUUUAAAAAUAAAAUGAAAUCAAAUCAAAAAUAAUACUCUUAAACUAAGGAAAUUAGUAAAUGAAAAAUUAUUAAUAUAUAUAUACAUAAUUCAUAUGCGCAUAUACACACGUACAUACAUACUAUUGUUAAAGAUAAGUGUUUAGAAGAACAAAAAAAAAGAGACUACAUAAAAGCAAGUGUUUCGAGAGACGGCGUAUAACUCUGGUGCCGAGUAAUGCUUACAGUAUUUAAACUCGUAUUGAACUGGAUAAUUUUUGUGCUGCAAAGAAAAUGACGCUGGUGGAAAGAAGCUUCCUAAGAGAGCUUUUAGUGGGAGCUGUGUAGUAUAAACUAUACUACAUACAAAUAAAUGAAUGAACACUCGUGUCGAGAUGCUGAAGUUUUGGAAAAAUUGCCACUUCUUGGCUCCGGUUCUAUCAGCAUAGGCAGCAAACAUAUCAGCAAUGAUUACACUGGAAAUUUAUAAACUGUUAUUGCACAAUUCCACAAUGGAUAUCAACUGGAUUAGGAGCAUAAAAAAAAAAUGUUGGUGUUAAUAAGCUUGUAUGCCUCUUGCCAAGCUACAACGUACGCGCGCUGACUUUGAAAACCGUCGGAACGAUUACGCAGCUUUCAUUGCUCUACCAAUAUACAUACACAUAGAUUUAUGUAUUUAAAAGUACAUUUAAUAUUGCUUGCAUAUCAUAACUGCACAAUAAUCGAAUAAAAAAUAACCUAAAACU